GGCAAGUGACAACCUGCAUGCACGGCCGCAGCCACUGGUCGAGCCGCCGCAAAUCUCCGCACACGUGCAGAUAGUAGUGUACAGGCUAUGUGCCUAGCUAGCUAGUAGUGUGAUUGGGUGUAGCUGCUGAUCGGAGUAGAGAGAGAGAGAGAGAGCUGCAGCCCUAACGCUGCCCAGCGUCAAUGUCUGACCGCGGCGGGCCGGCCUCGCCGCGGUCGGGGAAGCACCCCUUCUACCGCGGCAUCCGGAGCCGCAGCGGCAAGUGGGUGUCGGAGAUCCGGGAGCCGAGGAAGACGCGCCGCAUCUGGCUCGGCACGUUCCCGACGGCCGAGAUGGCCGCCGUGGCGUACGACGUGGCCGCGCGCGCGCUGCGCGGGCCCGACGCGGCGCUCAACCUCCCGCACCUGGCCGCGUCCCGCCCCGCGCCGGCGUCCACCUCCGCGGACGACAUCCGCGCCGCGGCCGCGGAGGCCGCCGCGUCGCUGCAGCAGCCCGAUCACCAGCCGCCGGCCCAUGGCAGCGCUGCUGGGCGCGGCAUUGCUGCCGCCGCGGCUGGUGCAACGCAGCAGCAGCACCAGCACCAGCAGCAGGCCGGCGGGAGCAGCGGCGCGGCACAGCAUGAAGGCGGCGGCGGCGGCGCGGGGAACCCCUACUUCCUGGACGAGGAGGCGCUGUUCGAGACGCCGCAGUACCUGCGCAACAUGGCCGCGGGGAUGAUGAUGAGCCCCCCGAGGUUCGGCCGCAACUCGUCGGACGACUCGCCGGACCACCCGUCGUCGUCGGAUGCCGGCGACAGCCUCUGGAACUACCGGGACCCGUAGAUCGAACCGGGCUGCCGGUAAUGGAUCGGAGGUAGUAACACCAAUAAUGGAUGUGGCGAUGAAACUAAUGAGCUCUACUCUACUACUACUAUUGGUGCCUGCAGGACGCAGGCUGCUGCUGCUAUUGCUACUUCUACUGAACCUGGAAGCUGGGAGUGAUAUGGGGAGAUAAAAAGGAGCGAGGUACACAUACACAGGUGCCCGUCCGUUGGAGGUGCCAUUUUUCCUGUCCAAUCCAGCCGCCAUAUGUGCAGUGGGGGAUAGCUUCUCGGUCCUCCGCCGGAAGAUCAAGUGUAUCUCUCCUCCCUCCCUCUCCUUUCGCUUGAUGUGUGUGUGUGUUUUCUGCUGUGAAGUCGUCACAAAGCUAGCUAGUAAUAAGCAGGCCUCCCCUUUUUAUACUUUAGAUUUCGCUUGGCUCUAUAUACCUAGCUACCUCACUGCAGUUUGGCCGUUGCAGUACAUAUGAAUCUGCAAGGGCAUAUAAGUGGAUGUUGCUGUGUGUCUGUAAGCUGGUAUUGUGCAAAUUAAUCUGUAUUUUGGCGGUGGAUCAGCUAUAUAUAAGAAGGAUGUGGGCGCAGGGCAUCGUUCCACCUUAA
This is a messenger RNA of Zea mays, 1417 nucleotides long. RefSeq lists its product as uncharacterized. NCBI's taxonomy places the organism in Eukaryota, Viridiplantae, Streptophyta, Magnoliopsida, Poales, Poaceae. Gene Ontology annotation, molecular function: DNA-binding transcription factor activity; DNA binding. Bases 183 to 821 code for a protein of 212 amino acids. Gene Ontology annotation, biological process: regulation of DNA-templated transcription. The record is from RefSeq and is marked provisional. The transcript has a single exon.